Oncorhynchus masou masou (cherry salmon) is the source of this 8671-nucleotide messenger RNA. It is a transcript of the gene camta2, whose product is annotated as calmodulin binding transcription activator 2. Gene Ontology annotation, molecular function: protein binding; transcription coregulator activity; double-stranded DNA binding. The record is from RefSeq and is a predicted model, not a curated record. Gene Ontology annotation, cellular component: nucleus. Gene Ontology annotation, biological process: regulation of transcription by RNA polymerase II. Lineage: Eukaryota; Metazoa; Chordata; Actinopteri; Salmoniformes; Salmonidae.
UUCUCUUGCUCUCUCUCUCUCUCCCUCUCUACGGAGUGACGUCGGUGUUAAGAAGAAGAUGGCGGCGCCAGGAAAGGCGGAAGGUGUAUCGCAGUGUGGACCUCUGUGGUGUGUGAGUUGUGUGUAGUGCCGCUGGUUGGAGUGAGUCGUCUAGUCAUCAUGAACAAUAAGGAGAGAGAGAGCACAAAAGAGUCAGAGAACAGUCGAGGCCAGAUGAAGGUGUUUCUGCCUAACAAGUUGUUGGAGCGUCUCCCUCAAACCACCUCCCUACCCAAGGAGAGACUACGAUGGAACACCAACGAGGAGAUUGCAUCCUACUUGAUCACAUUUGACAGACAUGAAGAGUGGCUAUCCUGCUCGCUCAAGACCAGGCCCCAGAAUGGCAGCAUCUUUCUGUAUAACAGGAAGAAGAUCAAGUACAGGAAGGACGGCUACUGCUGGAAGAAGAGGAAAGAUGGGAAGACCACCAGAGAAGACCACAUGAAGCUCAAAGUACAGGGCAUAGAGUGUCUCUAUGGUUGCUACGUCCAUUCUUCCAUCGUCCCAACAUUCCACAGGAGGUGCUACUGGCUGCUGCAGAACCCAGACAUGGUGCUGGUUCACUACCUAAAUGUUCCGUCGCUGGAGGAUCAUGGGAAGGCGUGCGGCCCGUUGCUAUGUGCCGUUGCCGACCGCCGAGACUCGUUACGCUGGAGCCGAGACGAACUACUGGCCCAGCUCAAGCCUAUGUUCCACAGCAUUAAGUGGUCAUGUGGAGAAGGUUAUGGAUCAUCAGAGUUCUCUAUAGAACAACUGGCUCAACAGAUCCUGGAGUCUCAACAGACCAAACCUCAGCCUCGCACACACACCUGUCUCUGCAGCUCCACACUGGCGUCUCCUGGAGCUAACAUUCCCCACCGCUGUAACAGCACCAAACAUCGCAUUAUCUCCCCCAAACUGCCCGCUACCAGCCCUGCCAUGUCAGCCUCACCCCUGGCUGAGGGGGAGACAGGAGGGGGAGACAUCCCUGCAGGCGGCGAGAAGAAACCUUCCCCACACACACACCCUCCCCCCUCACACACACACUCCCAGGUAAAGCUUGGAGGGUCUACCAGCCUGGUAGGGAGACAUGAGGGAGUCUCUUCCUCCCCCUCUCCCCCCUCCUCCUCCUCCUCCUCCUCAUCAUCCCCCCCUCAGGCUCACCGCACAGCAACCAUCGCCGUCAGCAACGGCACCACCAACAGUUUCUAUGGUGACCAGCGGGGCCUGACGACGGUUGCCCUACCGCAGAAUGCGGUGAUCGUCAUGACUACGGCGGGGGUCAUCGGGACGCAGGGUGGAGGAGAGCGGGAGUCGAGUCUGUCUCUUACCCGUUCAGGUCAGCUGGUACUCUCCCCCGUCCCCCCUAAACCAGACACCCCCUCCCCCCCAACCCCACCUGCUCCACCCACCCCCCCCCACCCCGGGGUGGCUACUCUCAGCCUCACCCUCCUGUCCUCACCCGUUAUAGGGGGACUACUCCUCACUCCAUCCCCCUCUCCAUCCCUCCUGCAUCCUCUCCCUCCUGCCACCCCCUCUCCCUCACCCUGCCAACCUCCUGUCUUCGAUCCAGACUCCUUUCUGAACAGUCCUAAACAGGGUCAGACCUACGGAGGCACUCUCCCCCCCUCCUCACCCUCUCCUCCCCCCUCCUCCUCCUCCCCACAUGCACCCUCCCUCACUCUCUCCCUCUCCCCCACGUCCCCUCCCCCCUGCUCAUCCCCUCCCUCCUCUCUCUCAUCCCUCUCUUCUGAGGCAGAGAGGAAGAAUGAAGAGAGAGUGGUGCUCCAGACCUCUGCCCCUUCUUCCUCCCUCCCUCCAACCCUUUCUCUAUCCCUCUCUCCGUCCCACUCUGCCCCUUCUUCCUCCCUCCCUCCAACCCUUUCUCUAUCCCUCUCUCCAUCCCACUCUGCCCCUUCUUCCUCCCUCCCUCCAACCCUUUCUCUAUCCCUCUCUCCGUCCCACUCUGCCCCUUCUUCCUCCCUCCCUCCAUCCCUUUCUCUAUCCCUCUCUCCAUCCCACUCUAUCCCUUCUUCCUCCCUCCCUCCAUCCCUUUCUCUAUCCCUCUCUCCGUCCCACUCCGCCCCCUCUCUCCUGCCUCUGUGUCUGGAAUCAGCGCUGGCCCUGGGCCCUCUGGGGGAGACAGAGGGGGAGAGGGGGGAGGCAGAUGGAGAGAGAGAAAGACAGAGGGAGGAGGGGAGAGAAGAGGGGCACCCGCCCACCAAACUGGCUCUCCUCCAGCGAAGCCAAUCCCCCAAGCCGUCGUCGUCAGGGCAACACCACAGAAAAGCAUCAUCAUCGCUGCUCCUGAUUCGCCACGAAACGCAGCAGACCCCUCCCACUCAGCAGAUAGCGCCCAAUCUGAAGCCUCACAGGCAGGACGGAGAGCAGCCAUUGGUCGUCCUAGAGCCCAAAGAGCUCCAGCAGCACCUCCCCCAACCCAUGACCUCUAUGCACUGUAACCCCAACCCAACCCCGACCCCACUGACCCAGAACCACCACUCUCAACUCCUCCUGCUGCAACACAGACGUCUUCAGAGUCAGGAGAAAGAGAUGGAGAAAGAGGUGGAAAGAGAGAGGCAGAGGGAGGUGGAAAGGGAGAGGGGGAGGCAGCUCUUACUCCUGCACCAGAGACUCAGCCAGCCGACUCCCUUAGAGUCCCUGUUUGCUAACAUCAACAACGUGGCUAAUGCAAACAUGGCUCUUUCGACUACUAUUAAUAUGGACAGUGCCAAUGCCACUAUGGGUAAUGUUAACAUGACCGAUAUGGCUAAUGGGCGGGGUAGAGUAAAGGAGGAGAGGGGGCGGGGCUACGAGGCAGAGGACACACCCAUGGACACGGGUCAAAGGUCGGAGGUCACGGAUGUCUCGGAGGAGCUAGAGAUAUCGUUCGACAGCCAGUUCCCUGACCUCAUCUCUGAGCUCAUCACAGAGGCCGACGCCCCCAACACACACACACACACACACACCUCGGUCCUCGUCUCGAACCCGGCUCCCACCAGCCUGUUUCCUACAGGGGUACGUUACAUGGUUCCUCCCCAGCCCUCCCCCUCCUCCUCCUUCCUCCCCUUCCCCCCUCUUCCCCCUAACAACGGGACUGAGCUACAACGCCUAGCAACCAUCACAGACUUCUCCCCCGAGUGGUCCUUCCCAGAGGGUGGUGUGAAGGUGUUGAUAACAGGUCCCUGGUUGGAGGCUACUGGACGUUACAGCUGCGUGUUUGACCAGAGCACCGUCCCCGCUUCACUUAUUCAGCCUGGAGUACUACGGAGCUACUGCCCUGCCCACGAGGCAGGGUUGGUGUCUCUUCAUAUAGUGGAGGACAGUGGGUCUGUCUCUUCGUCUGUUCUGUUUGAAUACAGAGCUCGAAACGCCUCGUCUCUACCCAGCUCACAGCUGGACUGGCUGUCCCUGGACGAUAACCAGUUCCGUAUGUCCAUCCUGGACAGACUGGAGCAGAUGGAGAGGAGGAUGGCUGAGAUGUCUGCAACCAACCCACACACACAGCCGCCGCCACAAUGCCAGCGGAUCAGCACACUCUCCCCACACACACCUCGGCCCGAGGACAGAAGCCAGUCAGGCCCAUGGUUUGAGAGGAGGAUAGUUGGAGUAUGUGAGAGGAUGAUAGAGGGAGGGAGAUGGAGAGGAGGGGGAGAAGAGCGCCUCGCUCACUCCAUACGCCACAGAGGGAUGACACUGCUCCACCUGGCCGCUGCACAGGGAUACACACACCUAAUCCACACACUCAUCCACUGGAGGAGUGUCAACAGUGACAGUCUGGACGUAGAGCAGGAAGUUGAUCCUCUCACCGUCGAUCAUUUCUCAUGCACUCCUCUGAUGUGGGCGUGUGCUCUGGGACACCAGGCAGCAGCCGAGGUUCUAUAUGGUUGGAACAGCCAGGCGCUCGGAAUUCCCGACUCACUAGGCCGCCUCCCCCUCGCAGUUGCACGCUCUCGUGGACACACAUGCCUUGCCCGCGCGCUGGAGGACCUACACACACACCGCCCCGACACGCACACACCCACAGAGAGGGCCGAGGAGGGGGCUCAGGGGGAGCAGAGGACCACCCCCACUCCACAACUCCCCCCCUCUCCACUGUCCACCAGUCCUGACACAGGUCUGAGUUCGUCCAGUAGUAUUCCCUCCCCCUCUCUCUCCCUCCCCUCCCCUUCUCUCAGCUCAGCCUACUCUAGUGGGUCUGUACCCCUCUACAACCCUCCUGACCCUAUGGAUACCUCCCCCUCCUCCCCCUCUCUCUCCCUGUCCUCCCUCCCCCUCUCCCCUCCCUCCCCCUCUCUCUCCCUCCCUCUGAGCCUGCCAGGAUGGGGCGAGGCCUGUGGAGGUUGUGAAGCUGGGGACUCUAGUUUAAACGCCGGGCCCAGAGACCCUCUCUUCCUCAUGGACUACGAACCGGCCCCUCCCCACUCCCCUCCCGGACCUCCACACUCACACACACCCCCCCGUCGCUCACACACACACACCUUCGAGGAGCAGGUGAGCUUCAAUGAGAAUGCAGAGAACGAGGAGGAGUUCCUGCCUGCUGAGGUGCUACAGGUUGACAUGGCAACGUUAGCAGAGCAGAUCAUCGAGGCGACUCCUGAGCGAAUCAAACAAGAGGAAUUGUCCAGGGGGGCGGAGUCACCGCUCAGAGAGCGGCGGGACAACACGGUGAUAUCCGACACCAUGCCCUGGUUGGCCACUUACCUGGACACUCACACACACUCCUCUCUGUCCAGAUGUGUGUACCCCCCCUCCCACCUCAGUACCCUGGCCCUCCAGAGGCUGCGGCCCCCCAGUAGUGUGGCGUGGGCGGAGUUCCUGAACGCCUCGGCCAAUGGGAGGAUGGAGAGAGACUUUGCUCUGCUGACUCUGACUGACUCAGAGCAGAGAGAACUGUACGAGGCUGCGCGCAUCAUUCAGAACGCCUUCAGACGAUACAAGGGUCGGAGGUUGAAGGAACAGCAGGACAUGGCAGCAGCCGUCAUCCAACGAUGCUACAGGAAGUACAAGCAGCUAACAUGGAUAGCUCUGAAGUAUGCUCUGUAUAAAAGGAUGACUCAGGCAGCGAUACUGAUCCAGUCUAAGUUCCGUAGUUACUAUGAGCAGAAGAAAUUCCAGCAGUCUAGACGGGCUGCGGUUCUGAUCCAACAGUACUACCGCAGCUAUAAGGAGUAUGAACGCCUCAAACAGGGACCCAGAGGGUCCGGAUCACACAACCCAAAACUGAAGGGUUCCUUCCUGACUAAGAAGCAGGACCAGGCCGCUAGGAAGAUCAUGAGAUUCCUACGACGAUGCCGACACCGGAUUAAAGAGUUGAAACAGACUAAGGAGUUAGAGAGGAGAGGGCUUACCACCUAACUCUUCUUUUACCCCUCCUUCAUCCUGCCAUCCGCCACGGGAGAGAGGGAUGACUGAUGGAGAAGAGAGAGCAGCCUGUCUGCCCUCCUCCCUUUAUUCUCUGUCUCCCUCCCUCCACUGGGGUCAAUCAUCACCCCAUCCAGCUGUAUGCCUGUCACUCCUCCUCUCCUCCUCUCCUCCCCCUGUUCUCCUCCUCUCCUCCUCCUCUCCUCCUCUCAUCCUCCUGUUCUCCUCUCCUCCUCUCCUCCUCUCCUCCUCCUCUCCUCCUCUCAUCCUCCUGUUCUCCUCUCCUCCUCUCCUCCUCCUCUCCUCCCCCUGUUCUCCUCCUCCUCUCCUCCUCUCAUCCUCCUGUUCUCCUCUCCUCCUCUCAUCCUCCUGUUCUCCUCUCCUCCUCUCAUCCUCCUCUCAUCCUCCUCUCCUCCUCCUCUCCUCCUCUCCUCCUCUCAUCCUUUCUUACCCCUCUCCUCCUCUCAUCCUCCUCUCAUCCUCCUCUCCUCCUCUCAUCCUCCUCUCAUCCUCCUCUCCUCCUCUCCUCCUCCUCUCUUCCUCUCCUCCUCUCCUCCUCUCAUCCUCCUCUCCUCCUCUCAUCCUCCUCUCCUCCUCUCAUCCUCCUCUCAUCCUCCUCUCCUCCUCUCCUCCUCUCAUCCUCCUCUCCUCCUCCUCUCAUCCUCCUCUCCUCCUCUCAUCCUCCUCUCAUCCUCUCCUCCUCUCCUCCUCUCAUCCUCCUGUUCUCCUCUCCUCCUCUCAUCCUCCUCUCCUCCUCUCAUCCUCCUCUCAUCCUCCUCUCCUCCUCUCCUCCUCUCAUCCUCCUCUCCUCCUCCUCUCAUCCUCCUCUCCUCCUCUCAUCCUCCUCUCAUCCUCUCAUCCUCUCCUCUCAUCCUCCUAUACUCCUCUCAUUCUCCUGUACUCCUCUCCUCCUCCUGUUCUCUCGUCCUCCUCUCCUCCUCUCCUCCUCCAGUACUCAUCUCCUCCUUCUCUUCAUCCCUCUCUCAUGAUGAAGUCAUGCUACUUCUGCAAGAAUGCAAACUGCAAAGGGAUGGAGAGAGAGAAGUAAGAAAAGGAGAGAGAGACUCCUGCCUUCCCCCCUGUUCUGCUGUGGAGAGGAGGAGGAACCUGACUGAAUCUGUUUAUUCUUUAUUUGAUCUAUUUCUGGGCAAAACAAGACAACUGCAGCUUCUAACUGAAUGUAUGGAACAUAUAAAAAAAAAAAUAUAUAUAUAUAUAAAUAUAUACACAUAUAUAUAUUCUACAGAUAUCAAAUACUACAUGUCACUGCUUUUGUGUUAUUUGUUGGGGCAGGUAUUGUACGCGUAUGAAGUGAUAGUCACUGAGACAGUAGGACUGAACAGAACACUUAAAGUCUUAAAACAGGGAGAUGUCUUGACCCUAACUAACUAACCACCUUUACACACAACUAGAUGGGUUGGUAAAGAACCUCUGUAGAAUGGCAUUACAUCCAUGUACGUGUAGAUAGAACCAGUAUAGAUCUAGACCACCUAGAGAGGAACCACCUCAUGUUAGUGUAGAUAGAACCAGUAUAGAUCUAGACCACCUAGAGAGGAACCACCUUAUGUUAGUGUAGAUAGAACCAGUAUAGAUCUAGACCACCUAGAGAGAACCACCUCAUGGUAGUGUAGAUAGAACCAGUAUAGAUCUAGACCACCUAGAGAAAACCACCUCAUGUUAGUGUAGAUAGAACCAGUAUAGAUCUAGACCACCUAGAGAGAACCACCUCAUGUUAGUGUAGAUAGAACCAGUAUAGAUCUAGACCACCUAGAGAGAACCACCUCAUGGUAGUGUAGAUAGAACCAGUAUAGAUCUAGACCACCUAGAGAGAAACCACCAGGUGUCCCAAAGUCUUAAAAAAACAAACCAACCAAUCAACUGACUGAGACCAUUUUACUAACUAGUCAGUUAUAGAAGCUAGGAGGAGUUUGAUGAUAAUGAAGACAGUGAGGUUUCAGAUUGUGUUGUAGGAGCAUUAUAGGUUGGUUGCUGUAACGUUGCAGGGUGGUUGUAGGAGGGUUUGGUCUGCGAGAGACUGUAAACGCCCUGAUCCUCUACAUUAUAUGGGUUAGAGGUCAGGCUAACACAACGUCCUUAACUCAUCCUUUACACUGUCAGGGGUUAAAGGUCAGGCUAACACAACGUCCUUAACUCAUCCUUUACACUGUCAGGGGUUAAAGGUCAGGCUAACACAACGUCCUUAACUCAUUCUUUUCAGGGUCAGGGGUUAAAGGUCAGGGGUUAGAGAUCAGGGAUUGAGCACAAUAAUCAGAAUAUAAAAUAUUUUUGUGUCUAAGGAGAUCAAAUGUUAAUUUGACUGAUUUAAAAAAUGCAGUGUCUUCAAACCCUUCUGACGGACAACACAGAAAGAUGUUUACCAACACACAAUUAUUACACACACUGGUUUAUACACUGAUUACAUGUAUUAAUGGUUUAUAAACUGUAUUAAUGGUUUAUAAACUGUAUUAAUGGUUUAUAAACUGUAUUAAUGGUUUAUAAACUGUAUUAAUGGUUUAUAAACUGUAUUAAUGGUUUAUAACACACUAUCUAAUGGUUCAUAAACCCUCUACGGCGGUAAGAACGCGUAAUACUCAUUUUUACUAUUGCACUCUAUUACAACCUACCAACUCUGAAAGAAAGAGAAAACCAACCCAACUGUAGACGUGAUAGAAGGUGCUGUCUGACUGGGCUUGGUGUACAUACUGUAACAUACAGUCUGGUUGAAGAUUUAUUAUCAUAUUAUAUUAUGACUCUGUCCUUUAUGAGAUCGCUCUGCUUGCUUGACUGAUGAACCUUGGGCUGUUCCCAAUGGGCCCCUAUUCACUAUGUAGUACACUACCCAUAGGGCUCUGGUCUAAAGUAGUGCACUAUAUAGGGCUCUGGUCUAAAGUAGUGCACUAUAUAGGGCUCUGGUCUAAAGUAGUGCACUAUAUAGGGAAUAGGGUGCCAUUUGGGAUGUAUUUUCUGAUGUGUUGUUUACUGUAGUGGACCCUAUAUAGCAGUGCACUACUUGAACCAGAGCUUUCUAUAGAUAGGGAACAGGGAGUCAUUGGGGAUGCGACCCAUGGUUUCACAUUAUCUUACUACUGGGUGUCCCAAUAGCUCCCUGUUCACUAUAUACUAGUGCACUAUGUAGGGAAUAGGGGACCCACCUAUGAGAUUAUUAUUACUGGUGUUCUGUUAAUAUAUUAAGCGACUGAGUUGAUUUAUUUUGCAUGAGUUUGUAACAGUUUUUACAUUUUCAAAACUUUUCAAAAAUAUUAUGAAGUAUUAAAAAAGAUGACGUGUC